AUGCAGAUCAAGUCUCUUCUCAUCACUCCUCUCGUCGCCGCUGGCGUCGUCUCUGCUGCACCCAAGGCUAGCAGCACCCCCAAGACUGUCAACUUCCAAGGCCUUGCCCUCCGAUCUGCUUCUCCCAUCCACUUCAACUACCUCCAGGCUUCCAAGGAGUCUUUCGAGCUGAAGCUCAAGAACCAGGACGCCAGCUGCUACGACACCAAAAAGCACAACGAAGCCACUUUCCAGCUCUACGGCGAUGAGCUCUGGCUCUACUCCAAGGGCAACCCCCGCCAGCAGGCAUACGUUGACUUUUCUGGCAUGGGCCAGGGCAAGUUCGGUUACACCACUGGUGCUCAGCCUAUCCCCAAGAACGCUCAGCGAAAGGGCUGGAAGAUCGACAAGGACGGUUUCCUCACCUGCGACGGUGCCAGCUUCGUCGCUUGCCCCAAUGGCGACAACCUCGAGAAGACUUCUUGGUCUGUCUGGGUCUACAACAGCAUCAACAACCCCGGUGGCAACAAGAACUGUCUCCCCUUCACCGUCAAGGCUGCCAAGGUUGAGAAGCCUGUCGCCUGCAUGUACUCUGCUAUCCAGCCCAGCGAGUAA
Molecule: messenger RNA, 594 nt
Organism: Fusarium venenatum
Lineage: Eukaryota; Fungi; Ascomycota; Sordariomycetes; Hypocreales; Nectriaceae
Source: RefSeq, a predicted model, not a curated record